AUGGAGGCAGGCGGCCUGGUCCUCUUUCUGCUGGGCCUCCUGCUGCUUCCUCUCUUGGCCGUGCUGCUGAUGGCAUUGUGCGUGCGCUGCCGAGAGCUGCCAGGCUCAUACGACACUGCUGCCCCCGAUGGUUUGACCCCAAGUAGCAUCGUGGUCAAACCGCCUCCCACACUCGCCUCCUGGCCACCAGCCACUUCCUACCUGCUCCAGAGCCAGCCAGACCUGCUCCCCAUCCCGAGAUCCCCACAGCCCCCUGGAGGCUCCCACUGCAUGCCGUCUUCCCAGCAGGACUCAGAUGGUGCCAACAGUGUGGCCAGCUACGAGAAUGAGGGUGCAUCAGAGACCCCGGCGGCCCUGGUUGGGAGGAGGCUGGGGCCUGUCCUGGGCUCUGCUGACCCUGUGUCGUUACCCACCCCAGAGGCAGUCUGUGAGGACGCAGACGAAGAUGAGGAUGAGGAAGACUAUCCCGAGCGCUACUUGGUCGUGCUUCCUGACAGCGUCCCGGCCACUGGCGCCACCGUCCCACCAGCUCCUGUGUCCAGCAACCCUGGCCUCCGAGAUAGCGCCUUCUCCAUGGAGUCGGAGGAUAGUUACGUGAAUGUCCUUGAGAGUGAGGAGAGCGCGGAUGCGUCUCUGGAUGGGAGCCGAGAGUACGUGAACGUGUCCCAGGAGCUGACGCCCGUGGCAAGGACCAAGCCUGCCGGCCAGAGUUCCCAGGAGGUGGAGGAUGAGGAAGCUCCAGAUUACGAGAAUUUCCAGAUCCAAUGAAGGCCCGUGAGAGGCCUGCCCGGCCUGGCCCUGCCCGGGACCUGCAGGCCCUCCCCGCCCUCCCCGCCCUCUCCUCGCUGAGUCUGGGGCCCCUGUGGCCGCCACCGACCUCCUGACCUUGUACCCCUCCCUCUG
This is a messenger RNA of Mesoplodon densirostris (Blainville's beaked whale), 903 nucleotides long. RefSeq names its product linker for activation of T cells (gene LAT). The transcript is spliced from 10 exons. Gene Ontology annotation, cellular component: membrane. NCBI's taxonomy places the organism in Eukaryota, Metazoa, Chordata, Mammalia, Artiodactyla, Ziphiidae. Gene Ontology annotation, biological process: signal transduction. The coding region runs from base 1 to 768 and encodes 255 amino acids. The record is from RefSeq and is a predicted model, not a curated record.